Messenger RNA from Mytilinidion resinicola, 1172 nucleotides. RefSeq lists its product as uncharacterized. The record is from RefSeq and is a predicted model, not a curated record. The transcript has a single exon. NCBI's taxonomy places the organism in Eukaryota, Fungi, Ascomycota, Dothideomycetes, Mytilinidiales, Mytilinidiaceae. Bases 218 to 742 code for a protein of 174 amino acids.
CGCUAGACGCUAAUUUGGUUAUAUGAUCCCACGACGCUUUCCAUCGUUUCAUCGACCUCAAUAUUCGUUUAUACUUUCGAUAUUCCUUCGCUCUCUCGUCAGCUUCUCUGCCAAUACCCACCACCUCGGUGCGAGCCUGUAACCACUUGCGAUGCGCAUUAUCAAUUGUAUCCGGAAGUGUUGACACUUGCAUGAGCGCUCAUCAUGUCAAACCUUCAUGGCCCCCGUGUCAAGGUUGUGGACAGAGGCGGCCUCCGGACAUUGUUUCGAUAGUGAAUCGUCGGCGCAUCAUGAGGAUGACAAGCAACUGCUUGGACGAUUGCCUCUGUGCAAGGCCGAUCUGAAACAAUAUCUUCUAUUGAGAUGUACAACACAGGGGCUAUACGUUAUAGAGCUUACGUUUCCGCUAAGCAAUGUGCUCUAUUCAACGCUUACUGAGAAAAUAGUCGUGGUCACAGGACCGGAGGUCGUCGACUUCUUUAAUUUUGAAGGUCAUGGGUCUGCUGCUAGCCUGGAGAAGCAUCCCGAGUAUUGCAGUCGCCGAGAGCUGUGCGGCGCGUCCGGACCAGACCUUCAGGAUGUAACUCCUCGUCGCCGCUUUAAAACACUAGAACACUUGGUUCCGCCUUCGUCUGCAACAUCAGCAGGGGUCCAACUGGCCGUUAUCUGCAAGGCGAGGAACUGCGCUAGCUUCACGCAGGUGACAGCACCCAUCCUAGUCUUGUUCAUGCAUUCGAACUAGAACAUCGAGACUAUCACUCCCUGCCGGAUACGCCAAUCCAGAUUCAAGCCCGACGGUGUUCUCAUCAUGACUAAUAAGUGGAACUCAUACCUGCGAUAUGCUCUCAUUUGAUCCACUUACUCUACGCCACGAGGAUCGGCGUCCCCAUGAAUGCAAGCUGCACUCCGGAAUCAACCCUGCGUUUCUGAUCCCAGUAGCGUACGCUCGCAUACGGGAACAGCCCUUAGCCUCCGGACUGCGGCUGUGAUGGUGUGAAGACGUUCAUGCCCAACCUGAGGUUACAAUUCUUUAUCUUCGUAGGUCAACGUAAGUUCGUAAGUCAUCUCAACAUCUCCAUAUCUCAAACCCGCGAGUUGCAGGUAUAUGAGAACUUCGCAGCUUGCUUGCUUGGUCAAAGAGUUACGUGCAAGAUAUAAUUCCUUCCUUUUUC